Oncorhynchus tshawytscha (Chinook salmon) is the source of this 1726-nucleotide messenger RNA. RefSeq names its product transmembrane emp24 domain-containing protein 6. The record is from RefSeq and is a predicted model, not a curated record. Lineage: Eukaryota; Metazoa; Chordata; Actinopteri; Salmoniformes; Salmonidae. Gene Ontology annotation, biological process: Golgi organization; endoplasmic reticulum to Golgi vesicle-mediated transport; intracellular protein transport. Bases 256 to 981 code for a protein of 241 amino acids. Gene Ontology annotation, cellular component: endoplasmic reticulum-Golgi intermediate compartment; COPII-coated ER to Golgi transport vesicle; Golgi apparatus. The transcript is spliced from 4 exons.
CAAUUAGGUCGUGUUCGUUAUGGGACAAGCUUAACAUUACACAAUGGAAAAUGAAAAUAAGCCAUUCUUAUUUGGACUGGUCCAGGUAGUUCCUCCCUGUUUUACUCAGAUGAAAACUGUUUUGUGCCUAAUGGACACAACUGUGGUUAAUCAUUCACCUGGGCAUGAUACAGUAUUGUAUAAUUGGCUCAAACAAAAAAAGUAGCUACCUCUAGUCUACCACUCCCAAACAGUAUGAGUUUUGUGAGUGUAUGAAUGCAGACCAUGCAUGUUGAGGUGUGGUACUCCGUUCUCGUCAUACUCCUUAUGGGGCAUGGGGGCGGCGGACAAAAGACAGAGCCCCGCUUAGGCCUGAAGGACCACAACCUGUUCCGAGGGUCCGAUCGAUAUGCCUUUGCCAUCGUGGUGCCAGCCUCGGGGCUAGAGUGCUUUUGGCACUUUGCACACCAGAGUGGGAACUUCUACCUAACCUACAUGGUCCAGUGGGUGACAGGACUAGCCAGUGACAACCAUCUUUACGUGACCGUCAUUUCCCCAGAAGGGGCCCUCAUGGCCUCAACAGACGACACCAUUGGAGAAAUCAACUUCCAAACUGAAGUGACCGGUUUUUAUCAGAUGUGCUUGGGGAACUAUAAGAACCACUUUGGUGGCGUCCGAGUCUUUCUCAACUUCGGUGUGUACUAUGAGGGUGCUGAGGAGAUGCAGCGAGAGACAAAGGAAGGAGAACAAGUCCUCAACAAUACUCUGUCCAACAUUGAGGAGAGUACCAACAAGAUACAAGGUCAAAUUUUACACAUGUGGCGGCACUACAACUACGCUCGCAUGAGGAGAGGUGCUGACCAUUACCUUCUCCUCUUCAACCACAACUACGUCACCUGGUGGUCUGCGGUACAGAGUGUGGUCAUCAUCAUGGUGGGCUACCUGCAGCUUUUCUUCCUCAAGAGGCUUUUCCACACAGACACCCAUAGACCCCGCUGUUGAUGAAGGAUGGCUCGUAAAAUGUCACACACUGCUUGUGUUGCUUUGUGGAUCGUGUUUGUUCAACGUUAAAGGGAUAGUUCCUCCAAAUGACAAAACAUACAUAUUUUUUUGUUGCUUACCUGGUAAGCAGGCUUUGGACAAGGAGAGAUUGCAAGCUAUGCGUUGGUUUUGUUGAUCUGGCUUUUCUGUCCCAAAAAAAUCCCAUGCAAGUCAUUAUCACCCAAGUUAGCAUGUUUUACAUUUCCUGCACAAAUCCCCCCCCCCCAAAAAAAUCCAAUGAGCUAUGAUUUCAAACACUAUGGGGUGAUGAAUAGCCAUAAUAUACCUGUGCAAAGGCCAUGUUCACAACCUCUCUUUUCAAGAUGGCAGCAAUUUAGUAUAUAUAAAAAAUUUAAUUAAAUAAAAAAUGCACACUUGGAAAGACAACUAUUCAAGGUCCGUUGUCUUUCCAAUUGUGCAGUUUUUCAUAGGUCUUGGAGCCAGUCGUGUCAAGACAGGGACCUCUACACUGAUUAGAGUUGUUUUAGGAACUCCAGCAUGCACUAUUCCUAUUCCACAUUCUCAAUUGAAUAUGUAGCAAAGUCAAGUUACACUUGAAGUAUACUUUAAUCUCCAAGUGUAACUUGACUUUCCCUGGGCUACAUAUUCAGACCAGCAAUGUGUGUUUGACUAGACUUAUGAAACUUCUAUAGAAUUGUUGUCAUUUCUAGCAGGACAACAAUUGAUCCCCCCCCCCCACACACAA